This is a messenger RNA of Symbiodinium natans, 969 nucleotides long. The record is from the annotation of a GenBank genome assembly. Lineage: Eukaryota; Dinophyceae; Suessiales; Symbiodiniaceae.
AUGAGCGUGCCGGCUGAUGGAUGGCUGAUGCAAUUCUAUCGGAAUCCUCUGACGGAGGUGGUCCGCUUCUUUGAAACCUUCCACUCUAAAAGCUACCUCAUCAUCAAUGCUUGCCCCGAGAUUCCAUACAACGAGGCGGCUUUCCGCACCGGGCAGGUGGAGAGGUUUGAGGUCAAGGACCAUCGCCCACCUCCCUUGGCUGAGCUCUUGCGAUUCCUGGCAGUGGCCCAGGCAUGGUCAGCCAAAUGCAGGCAGAACGUCACCGCGGUCCAUUGCAGAGGUGGGAAGGGUCGCACUGGAUCCUUUUGCUGCUCAUGGCUGCUGUAUACAAAGGAGGCGGAGGAUGCGGAGGACGCGCUGAAUUUUUUCGCUCUGCGGAGGACCGAUCUCGAGAAGAAGCGCUUGUCAAAGGUACAAGGAGUCGAGACGCCCUCCCAAGUUCGUUAUGUUGGAUAUGUAGAUCGUCUGCUGCGCGAGCAGAUGGCGUAUCUUCCGGCUCCGGUCAGUGUGCCGUGCUCGGAGGAGGUGCUUCUGGAUAGCGUGAACGCAACCGAGUUCUUUACGGAACAGUUCGAGCUCCAGUUUCGAGGACACCACCUUGUAGCAGUCCUGCAGGACGCAAGCAGCGGCAGGUCGCUAGCAUCAUCUCUUGGACAGGGCACUGGGAACUCGAAGGUCUGGCCUUUUGGCACUGCCAGACUGAGUGGUGAUGUUGGUCUUGUCGUGUACACGUGCCAUCCUGACGGACUCCCGGCGGACAGGGAGCAGGCGGCUGCCCUCAUCUCGGAAGGAGCCUGGCAAGGAUCCCGAAAGUGCAAGAUCAAGGAAGCCUUUGGCUGCUUUUUUCAUGUGAACUUCCUGGAUGGCGAAGUCCUGAAGAUUCCUACGGCAGAAGUGGACCAGGCGUGCAAGCGACCCGAGCUGUUUCGCCCCAAGGGCAUGCUCAGCUUGGCCUUCAAACGAGCCUGA